This is a messenger RNA of Salvelinus sp. IW2-2015, 4613 nucleotides long. Lineage: Eukaryota; Metazoa; Chordata; Actinopteri; Salmoniformes; Salmonidae. The record is from RefSeq and is a predicted model, not a curated record.
CUCACACACACACAGAGCACAGAAGACGGAGGAAGCUGAAUCAGAAAAGUCGCCCCUUUCACACACACACUCGCAUGUGUAUAUGGAUAUGUGGCAUUCCUAGACACCCUCUCUAUCUCUAUCUCUCUCUCUCUCUUUUACUUUACCUUUGGUUGUGCUCUCUCCCUCCCUCUUUCCCUCUUCCCUUCUCCUUCUCUAGUUUUCCUUCUGCUCUGCCUGUCGCUGGCAGUUGUCUGAGAGAGUGUGUGUUGAAGAAAACAGAAGAGAAGAGGUGCAGGACGGGUCAGGAUGCUGUGCACUCUGCAGAUGUACGCGUCUACAGGUUUCCCUCAGGGCUGACUGAAGACAAGACAAAAACCCUCGAGGCACCAGGAUCCUAACACACAGCUUGUCUAUUUUUUUUGUCUUUGGUUCUCAAUCUGUCCAUCAGUUGUUCAUCUUUGUCCUCCUUUUUGGUGCUUUUCCACGGGUGCUAUUUUGGAAGCCACCGAGAAGAGAAUAUGAGGUCCAGGUUACCUCAAGCCGCUUUGCCGCCCUUUCUUCUAGGACUGUUGCUGUCACUGGUAGACGCCAAAGGAACCUUCUAUGGAACAGGCCAUGGGAACCCGUUCUAUGGAGGAGGCCAUGGCAACAGAUACAACCUGUACAAGUCUGGAGUCAACUCACACUACACCCCGGGCAAACCCAUGGGCCGCCACAAAAACCACUGUGCACAUGUGGUCCAGAAGAACAUCACGUGUACGAUUGAGGACGGCAUGGCCACCUACGUGAAGGCAGAGUACACCACCAAGUGCAUCUGGGGGCAGAAGUGUCCUGUCGUCAUGUACCGGACCUUCUACAAGCCUAAGUAUAAGGUGGGCUAUAAGAGAAUUACUGAGCUGCAGUGGAGGUGCUGUCCUGGCUACUCUGGGGAGAACUGCUACGAUGGACCCACCUCUCUGCCCCCCUUCAAAGGGGGUGCCCCACACCGACCAGGGAUCAAGUACCCCUAUGGGCACCCCCAACCUCCCCUGAUCCACAAACCUGUCCCUGGUGGGGCUAAUCUGGAGCCAGGGAGCCCCUUCCCAAAUCAGCCGGAUAGCAGACCCAUCCCCACUGGACAACUGCCCACCGGGAACGGCAAACCCAACUAUGGUAAUAAUGUUGGUGGAGACCGUCUAGAUCGUAUGGAGGAGGAGCUGCGUCGUCUGACCCAGGAUCUGGACAUCCUGAACGGGGUGAUGGUCAGCCUAGAAGACCGCCUGCGCCUCUCUCUCCAGGAGGACACAAAGAAUAUGCUGGGCUCCCUGCUCUCCACCAUCCCCCGUCUUUCAGACUCCUCUGUUGGCUUUGGGGUGAUCCCAGACGGCACCCCAGAUGGCCUGGAGGGAGGAGAGGGACUCCCUGGGUUUGGAGACCUGGCUGGGAGGGUGACAGAGGUGAAGGAUGAGCUCAAAGCCAAAGGACAUGUGCUUGAGGAGAUACAGGGCAUGGUUCUGGGUCAUGAAGGGCAGCUGAAAAAGCUGUUGGAAGCUGCGACUGGCAGGCCCAUCACUGGGUCAGUCUCUCCCUCCAUCCUGGAGGAGCUGCUGGAUGCUAAACUAGCAGGUGUCCGCGCUGACAUCCUGGACGGCUUCGAGAGGCGUCUGUCUGGCCUGGAGAGCCGCUGUGAGGAGAGAAUAGGAGAGGUCCAGAGGCAGUGCCAUAAUGAACACAUGAACGGCCAGGAGCACAUACAGCAGUCUCUGGACGGCAGAGAAACUGGACUGAGAGAGGAGCUGGGUACUCUGCAGGCACAGAUACAGGGACUCACCCUCACUGAGAGCUGCUGUGGACAGCAGGUGAACAGCCUGUCGCAGAGAAUGUUGAUGCUGGAGGAGUCAGUGAAGGGCUUAACAGAGUCCCAGCGGGAGCUUCAGGCUGCUCUCACUGACCAGACCAUCCACAUUGAGACCCUGAUAGAGGCCCGUCUGGAAGACAUAGAUGCCAGGCUCAAUGUCACCGAGUCUGGGGACGUAGGGGUUGGCAAGGUGCCUGGGGGUCUGGACGGCUUCAAGACCCUGCUGAAGGACAAGCUGAAGUCCCUGGAGGAGAGGGCGUUUGUGGCUUUGGAGGAGCUGAGUAACGCCACCGCCCCAGCUCUGCUGGAGGGUCAGGUGAUGCCCGCCCUGGAGACAGUCAGGAGGAGGGUGGAAGGAGACCUGGACUGCAUCCAGAGGAAACUCACAGACCUGGAGCUCCUCUGCACCUCCUCCUGCUCCCACGCCACUCCCACUGGAGGAGGCGCACGGACAGGCCUAGUGGAGGAGUGUGAGGCGGUGGAGAAGAAGGUGUCAGGCCGUCUGGACUCCCAUGCUGACCAGCUGGACCGUCUCAAUACCACCCUGCAGACCCUACUGAACCGCAUUGCCCAGGAGGACGAGGAAGGCUCUGUCCAGGGAGAGAUCACCCUCCUCAAGAUCAAAGUCAACUCAGUCAACCGCACCCUGAAGGGCCUGAGGAACUCUGUUAGCCUGUUCACUAAGGAAGUGGGCCAUGCUAACGCCACAUGGACACACAAGGAGAAUCAGCUAGCCACCCAGGUCCAGGGUAUCACCCAGCUGGUGGGGCGCCAGGCCUACCUCCUGGGGGCCGGGGAGCACAGACUAGCCCAGCUGAAGGGGGAGCUGGUGAGCCUGAGGAGGAGACUGGCUGGGGAGCUGCAGGGCUGCCGGAGUACGGCCCUGGGGGUGCAGAGGGAGGUGGAGGAGGUGGAUAGUCGAGUGGCCCAGGUGGAGGGACAGUGUGGUAGCCUGGGGGAGCUGGCGGACAACCUAGAGAGGAUCAGGACAGAGCUGGAGAGACACUCAGACUUGCACCUGUCACAGGUCAAAGGAAGGAUGGCCAGUCACACUACACAGCUGGCCGAACUGAAGGGAGAAAUUAAAGACUGUGUCGGAAAGGGCUCAGCCAAUCAGAGGGGAGACGAGUAACACUUGUGCUACGGAGAAAGACGUGUCUAUGUCCUCUCAUCUUCUGCUCUCCUUCAUCUGCUCAAAUGGGAAACUUGAGAACAGAUUUACUUCACCUAUCCUGCAUUUUCAGAUCAGUGAAGGAGAGGAGAUGAGUAGAAUAGGCCAUUUGAAGCUAUUGAAAUGCACCCUUGGUUGUAUAGUUGGGCAAUAUUUUCCCUCAAGUUUUUCUUCUAAAGGGGCAUUUAGUUUUUUUCUUAUAGUUUUGUUUUCACAUUUUAUAUUGAUAUUAACUGACUUUUUAACUUAUAUGAAGAAAAGAUAUCUGCAUUGAUGUACUGUAUUAGAAAUAUUUGUGAAAAAUGAAUAACAAAAACAAAGCACAGACGUCUAUUCCACAUUUGUUCAACGUAAUUUGAUUGAAGUGACGUGGAAACGACGUCACUUCAGGCCAGAUUCUCCUUUCUCUAAUAUCUCUGGACAGGCAUAACCAAGGAUGUACUUCCGGCUUUAUGCAACGUCACAUAAAGCAAGAAGUGUAAAACAUCAACGGUAGCGUCUUAUCAUAUUAACAUAUUAUAACGUGCGCCUACGCCUUGAUUUUGUUAACAAACCAUAAGCUAGUAUCUAGCUCAAACAGAACGUACGACCACAGAUAGUGAUAACCUUUCAUCUGUUGUGUGACUGUUAGCUAGCAAGCUACUUACUAGCAUGUCGGCAAACCAUAAGCUAGUAUCUAGCUCAAACAGAACGUACGACCACAGAUAGUGAUAACCUUUCAMCUGUUGUGUGACUGUUAGCUAGCAAGCUACUUACUAGCAUGUCGGCAAACCAUAAGCUAGUAUCUAGCMCAAACAGAACGUACGACCYCAGAUAGUGAUAACCUUUCAUCUGUUGUGUGAKUGUUAGCUAGCAAGCUACUUACUAGCACGUCGGCAAAAGCACACUAUGUUUUGACUGGAUGCCAUAGUGUACAAUGAACCUUCCGCUAUUUUCCCGAAGAAUGAAGACAUCAAGAUAGCAGUGGCUGCUUUUCAUUUCGGGUGGACAGGCUGCAGCUUUAUCAAUUGAAGAGAACAGUCGAUGAGUCGUGCCACGAAGCUAGUCCUGAAUACGGAUGCUGUACCAUCAUUGCAAGCGCUGACCGUAAUGCUGCGUAGACGGGCUCCUGGGUCACCUCUUCAAUGAGAUCACCUUUGACCCAGCUCCAUAGGUGAGGAAGCUGUGCGAGCUGUCCAUCGCAGGACACCUGUCUGCCCGGUGUGAGCUGUUGUCUCCCGCUUCAAUCUUAAGGGUGACUGAAGACACGUGGGUGACUGAAGCCUGCUUGAUUGAAGUGGGGUAUAUGGGUUCCUCUCGCCUCCCCAUCAAUCUCUGUAGUUGUAUUUCCUGAAUCAUAAGUAAUUAACUUUCACGUGAUAUGAUAUCACAUUUUGUUAUAAAAACAACAACAAAAAGCAUUCGGACAAGAGAUGAGUGUUACAAAUUACACAAAUCAAUGGGUCGUGCACACUGUAGGGUGGCCGGGUGCCUAUAUCAGGCACUUAUCUAAUGAUGUAUCUUAUGUCAAAUUAUGUCUCACCAUUAUUUCUCACCUUUAUUUCUCAUGAGUGUUCUUGUUGAUCUUUUUGCUAUGCUGGCCUAUCAUAGAAUAUAAAAUAAAUGUCUGAUCAUUACAUACAA